Rhipicephalus sanguineus (brown dog tick) is the source of this 979-nucleotide messenger RNA. RefSeq lists its product as uncharacterized. The coding region runs from base 31 to 756 and encodes 241 amino acids. The record is from RefSeq and is a predicted model, not a curated record. The transcript has a single exon. NCBI's taxonomy places the organism in Eukaryota, Metazoa, Arthropoda, Arachnida, Ixodida, Ixodidae.
CUGGGAACAGUGAACGAAAAUACUGCCAUAAUGGACAACAAUGUGUGGUCGGCUAGAGCGAACAAUAAUCAAGGCAGCGUGAGCCAGGGCAGGAGUGUGUACAUGGACAUUCUAAGACUGAUCGUGAUCCAAGCACUAAGAGCGGCGGUGACUUCAGAGUACAAAGCCAUCGCGGCAAAAUCGAGGCCUGCCAGCACAACUGCACAGUAUGAUCCCACUUGGCCUGAAGAAAACGACCGGUUCAAAACGGUUACACCGGAAUACGCUGCCAGGAUAACUUCGACCACGCCUUCAGUUGUGCUUAGACCUCCUCAAUCGUUCGCCGUGACUGUGCCCUCUCGUGGAAAUUCAGAUUCUCAAGGCCGUCCGCCUUCGCACGACGGCUCUAUCUCGGGAAGCUCUACGCUGACACCUUUGGCUGAGAGCGCACACACGACAGCGUCGGAAUCGGGUACAAACGGUGUAGAAGUGACAUCGGAGAAGCCUGUAUACCCGUGUCCAGGAAAUUGCGUGCCAAGUUUCCUCACGUGGUUUUGCGACGCAACUAACUCGAACUACGAGUGCUCGAGUGGUAGGGUUUGCUGCAUGCCCACCACGACUACGACACCUCCCGAAGAUGUCGUGCGGGAGUGUCCCGGUACCUGUAUCCCCCCAGCGAUCUCUGGCCUGUGCAAGAAGCCUGCCCGCCUGAUUCUCAGGACUACCACGUGUGACCGAGAUUCGAUCUGCUGCAGUGAGACACCGAGGCUUUGGUAGAAUGUAGUAGCAGCCUUCAAGGCACACAAACAGAAGAACGCGAAACUAGCAAUUUCUGUUGUUCUUUCUGAGAACUUCUUGGUAUACCGAGAGGACCGCAAGAGCCAGCAGCCAUAUGAUGUGCUCAGCAUCGGCAUCCAUUUUCGCAGAAUCCUAAUUCAUCUUUCAAGCCUUAUUUCCUUUGUUUUCUUUACAAGGGUUUGAGUGUUGCAUCAUGAAAUUG